Molecule: messenger RNA, 855 nt
Organism: Acanthamoeba castellanii str. Neff
Lineage: Eukaryota; Discosea; Longamoebia; Acanthamoebidae
Product: 5-amino-6-(5-phosphoribosylamino)uracil reductase
Exons: 5
Biological process (GO): riboflavin biosynthetic process
Molecular function (GO): diaminohydroxyphosphoribosylaminopyrimidine deaminase activity; 5-amino-6-(5-phosphoribosylamino)uracil reductase activity
Source: RefSeq, a predicted model, not a curated record
AUGUACAUCAGGGAGGCCAUCACCGUGCACAUGGUCGACCUGCCUCUCCCUGCGCAGCCCAAUGUUAUGAAUGCACUCGACAACGGCGCCACGGCGGCCGAUCUCAAGGGGAGCACGUUCUAUGUGACGCUGGAGCCGUGCCAUCACACCGGCCGCACGCCGCCGUGCGAUAGGAAACUGCUCGAGGUCGGCGCCGCGCGGGUGGUCAUCGCCUUCGUCGACCCCGACGACCGCGUCAACGGCCAGGGCAUCAAGCUUCUGCGCGAGUCGGGGGUCGAGGUGGUGGUCGGGGUGUGCGAGGCGGAGGCCAAGCAGUCGCUCCUGCCGUUCGUGCACCAGCGCUCGAGCGGCAAGCCCUACGUGGUCAUAAAGGCGGCGAUGAGCCUUGACGGCCGCAUCGCCUGCGAGGACGGCACCUCGCAGUGGAUCACCGGCGAAAACGCGCGACAGGACGGCCACCGGCUUCGCGCCGGGUCGCAAGCGAUCAUCGUGGGAUCGAACACGGCGCUGAAGGACAGGCCGCGGCUCAACGUGCGAGGCGUGGCCGGCGCCGAGACCGUGACGCCGCUGCGGGUCGCGCUCGACUCGACCGGCAAGAUCGUCGACGGCCCGCUGCUCGACGUCUCCCUGGGCUCGACGCUCAUCUUCACCUCCGAACGCGUCAAGGCCGACGUGGCCCAGCUGUGGCGCGACCGGGGCGUCGAGGUGGUCCGGGUGGGCGAAAAGGUGGUCGGCCAGGGCCUGGACCUCGACGCGGUGCUCACCGCGCUGGCCCAGAGGGGCAUUCUCCAGGUGUUGAUCGAGGGCGGCGGCAAGCUCCAGAGCCGAUUCCUCGCCGAGGACCGGGCCGACAAG